AUGCAUGUUCAAUGAGGGAGCGCGCGCGGGCUCUGGAACUGAGCUCUUGCUGCGAGAGCUCCUCGUCGAUUGCUGUAGUCUUCAAAGCCACUCCAGCACAACGCACAUCAUAUGUGGAGCUUUUCCAAUGCAAUAUGAGUGAUUUAUCUCAUAAGGGGUGAGACAGCGCUGUGGAAGGUGUACAACAGGGGAGGACAGAGAGCCGUUUUGCAACCCUUUGGUUGUGAUGAGUCCAGGAUUCCCGGAAAAUUGAAGUAUUUUUGGCCAUCUAAAGUAGAGCGAAUCUUCAGAAUUUCGUCGGACUAGGGGAAGAACACCCGAAGUAACUCAAACGAGUUCAUUUUCUGUCGACUAAUGAUGGCUGUCGAAUAUCCUUGAAAUUAAAUAGCGUGUGCUAUCCGUCCUCACAGUUUUUUUAUUUGACUGAAGUAAAAAAAAAUAAUGGUUCCGCAGUUUUUCCUGCUUUGUCUUGUGCUCUGACAAUUUCAUUUCAAACGUUGUGAGCUGACUUGAACCGGAGAGACCGUGCUUUAUGCUGUAACACAUUUAGAAAACAAACUCAAACAUACUCAAACGAGUGGAUAUACUUUAUUGAAACCAGCUUCAAUUGAUCAUCUGAUUCUGUUGCAGGGAUUAUCAAAAUCAGCUGCCACCCGAAGUGUGAAAGAUGAAGCCCUCAGUCCUCAUGUUCCUCCUUAUCAGCUCUGCCGCCUGCAUCAAUCUCAAAUACAUCUCCAAGAGAAACUCGGUGGACGGGUGCAUCGAUUGGUCAGUAGACCUGAAGAGGUACCGGGUCCUAGCAGGGGAACCAGUGAGGGUGAAGUGCGCCCUGUUCUACAGCUACAUCAGGACCAACUACUCCAUGACUCAGAGCGCCAAGCUCCGGCUCAUCUGGUACAAAAACAAAGGGGACUCUGAGGAGCCUAUCAUCUUCUCCGGCCAUCGGCUAAGCAAGGAGGAUGACUCCAUCUGGUUCCGCUCAGCUGAGCUGGAGGACAACGGCUUCUACACCUGCGUCCUGAGAAACUCCACCUACUGCAUGAAGGUGUCCAUGUCCUUGGCGGUGGAGGAGAACGACGAAGGCCUGUGCUUUAACAGUAAAAUACGCCACCUGGAGAAAGCCGAGAUCACUAAGAGCAAGAUGAUCAACUGCCCCGACAUCGAGGAUUACCUCGCCCCUUACAAGCAGCCGCAGAUGACCUGGUAUAAGGAGUGUGAGAAGAGGACGUGGCGGAGCUCCAUCAUGGUGAACAUCACCAACAUCUGGUUUCCUGAGGUACAGGAGGACGACGGCGGAAACUACACCUGUGAGCUCAAGUAUGGCAGCCGGGUGGUGAGGAGGACCACGGAGCUCAAAGUCACAGGUAAGCCCCCCAUGUCCCUCAGCCGUGGACACCUCCUGCUUCACGGUGGAGCCUCAGCCUUCGAUUCCUCCUGCUUCACGGUGGAGCCUCAGCCGUUGGCCCUCUUGCUUCAUGGUGGAGCCUCAGCCUUGGACCCUUCCUGCUUCACAGUGGAACCUCAGGCUUGGACCCUCCUGCUUCCCAGUGGAGCCUCAGGCUUGUACUCCUCCUGCUUCAUGGCAGAGCCUCAGCCUUGGUGCCCUCCAGCUUCACAGUGGAGCCUCAGCCGGGCCGGGCAGGCGGAGGAGUGGAGCAGGGCAGGUGGAGGAGGAGUGGAGCAGGGCAGGUGGACGAGGAGUGGAGCAGGGCAGGAAGAGGAGGAGUGGAGCAGGGCAGGUGGACGAGGAGUGGAGCAGGGCAGGAAGAGGAGGAGUGGAGCAGGGCAGGCGGAGGAGGAGUGGAGCAGGGCAGGUGGACGAGGAGUGGAGCAGGGCAGGAAGAGGAGGAGUGGAGCAGGGCAGGCGGAGGAGGAGUGGAGCAGGACAGGAUUGGAGCAGGGCAGGAUUGGAGCAGGGAAGGUGGAGGUGUGGAGCAGAGCAGGAUGA
This is a messenger RNA of Salmo salar (Atlantic salmon), 1948 nucleotides long. The record is from RefSeq and is a predicted model, not a curated record. NCBI's taxonomy places the organism in Eukaryota, Metazoa, Chordata, Actinopteri, Salmoniformes, Salmonidae.